Molecule: messenger RNA, 645 nt
Organism: Aspergillus nomiae NRRL 13137
Lineage: Eukaryota; Fungi; Ascomycota; Eurotiomycetes; Eurotiales; Aspergillaceae
Product: NADAR family protein
Exons: 2
Coding region: 1-645 (214 amino acids)
Source: RefSeq, a predicted model, not a curated record
AUGAAGAACAAAAAAGACCCCCUAAAAAGAAACCCCCAUAUAGCCACAACCCAAACCCACAUCUUCUUCCACGGCGGCCCCCUCUCAAACUGGCACCCCAGCACGCCGCGCUUCCCAGGCCACAGAGCCCUGACCCUGUGUCUACCAGACCUAGACGCUCUGGGCAUCCCGCACCCUUCGCCAAACGCGGCCGUCACACGACUAAUCCGCUCAUGGUCAUUCACCUGCGGCGAGCAAUGGAUGAUGGCGAUGAAGGGGUGGUUAUUCGAAGAGAUUCCCGGGCUGGAUUCGGGUGUUGAUAUCUGCGAUGAGGAGUUCGAGGCUGUGAGAGCCGUGGCGCCGAGGGUGCAGAAGGCGUUGGGGCGCGCUGCGGAGGGGUUUCGUGAGGAUGUGUGGGAAUAUGCCAGUGAGGUGAUUGUUACGGCUGGGUGUGUGGCGAGGGCGGAGGUGGAUUCGGCGCUGAGGGAGGUGUAUCUUGCGAGUGCGGGGCGGAAGUUUGUGGAGGGGAGUGUCAGGGAUCGUGUUUGGGGGGUUGGGCUGAGGUGGGAUUCAGUUGAGAUUCAGGAUGAGGCGAAUUGGAAAGGGAAGAAUCGGUUGGGGAGGUGUCAUGACGAGGCGGCGAGGGUUGUGAGGUUGAGUUCGUAG